AUGGAGAAGCAACGUGAAUACCAGGACUUUAUCUUUUUUGCGAACAUAAUGUCUAAGACAUUGGGAUACGACUUUCUGGACUCGGCCAGUCUAUCGUGGCAAAAGGUUCUCCUACGCUGCUACUUUUUCCUAUGCAUUGCCUGCAACUGCUAUGAGGCCUCUUUCGUGGCUCUCAGGAUUAUUCAGUGGGAGUCUGUGGCCGGGAGUCCAUCCAAGAUCAUGCGCCAGGCAAUACACUUCUACUACAUGCUCAGUGCAGAAGUGAAGUUUGUCACACUCAUAAUCUACCGCAAACGGCUUUGUACGUUAAUCCUAGGUUUGCAGGAGUUGUAUCCUACGGACGAUUCGCUUCGGAGGGAGUACGAGGUUAACAGAUACCAUCUUCCCCGAACGACGCGAUAUGUGUUGUACUUUUACUACUUCGUGAUGGCUCUGAUGGCAUUAGGGCCUCUUCUUCAGUCGUUCACAAUGUAUAUUCUACAGGGGAACGAUGCACAGUUUCUCUUUCUUCGAAUCUUUCCAACGCGGCUCAGUUUCCGCGUGGAUACUCCCCUAGGCUAUGCUGUAGCCUAUAUCAUGGACUUUACCUACAGCCAGUUCAUUGUCAACGUCAGUUUGGGCACAGAUCUCUGGAUGAUGUGUGUCUCGAGCCAGAUCUGCAUGCACUUUGGAUAUCUGGCCAAGAAGCUGGCCGCAUACCUUCCAAGUCGAGAACGAGAACGAGCGGAUUGUGAGUUCUUGUGCAGCUUCGUGCAGAAACAUCAGCAGAUCCUCAGCUUGCACAAGGAGGUGAAUCAGGUUUUUGGCCUUCUCUUGGCCUCCAAUCUUUUUACCACAGCCAGUCUGCUCUGCUGCAUGGCCUUUUACACCGUUGUCCAGGGUCUGAAUGCGGCGGGAAUCUCCUACAUGAUGCUCUUCGCCAGCGUUGCUGCCCAGUUCUGUAUGGUCAGCUCCUAUGGGCAGCGGCUUAUCGACUUGAGUUUCAGCAUUUACAUGGCUGCCUAUCUUCAGAAUUGGUAUGAUAGAUCCAUACGGUAUAAGAAAGACCUCCUCCUUAUUAUGGCUCGCGCCCAGCGUCCAGCGGAGAUAUCUGCAAAGGGAAUUAUCGUUAUAUCCCUCGACAACUUUAAGAUCCUGAUGAGCAUCACCUAUCGAUUCUUUGCGGUUAUUCGCCAAACUGUGGGAAGUGAUCUGUUUCGAGAAUAA
Molecule: messenger RNA, 1206 nt
Organism: Drosophila miranda
Lineage: Eukaryota; Metazoa; Arthropoda; Insecta; Diptera; Drosophilidae
Product: odorant receptor 49a-like
Exons: 4
Coding region: 1-1206 (401 amino acids)
Biological process (GO): sensory perception of smell; detection of chemical stimulus involved in sensory perception of smell
Cellular component (GO): plasma membrane
Molecular function (GO): odorant binding; olfactory receptor activity
Source: RefSeq, a predicted model, not a curated record